CUUCCAUGGUUAGCGAAACUGUAUACAAAUUCUUCCAAGUAAAUUGCUUUCUCCGUCGUCAAGUUGAGGCGCUGCACGGUGCAUACGUAUUCUUCUCCCUGGACGAAUUUUAAACUGAGCUCAACUAAAAUAAUUGCAGAGUUGAGGGGGUGGUUAAAAACCAGUACAAAAAAAUAGUUCAAAAUGAAAGAAGUAGUGUUGACCAAGACUAAACAAAUGUCAGGACUGAAUCACAAUUCUUUAUCGGGCUCAAGAUCAAAUAAGGUGCCUUGUCGCAAAUCCAAGCGUUUGUUGUUCAAAAAUACUCGCAAGACCAAUGCAGGACAGAAACCCCGUGUGAACGAAUCCGAUACUGGGCCUUAUGGAAGAGUGGUGGAAUUAAUUAAUCCUCAAGACAUGGACAUAGACCGUGAUGAUGAUGACGUUCUUACGAAAUGUUUGUUUCUCGGGAGUUUAGGCCUUGUCGCAAAUGAUCAUAUUCCUGAAGACAAUGUUAUAACAUGUACAAAUAGUAGUGCUGAAUCCCAAACUGAUGACCGACGUCAGUACCCUUCCGUCGUAGGGGGAAAUCUCAAUGUCAGAUCUCUCAAAAAUUUGUGUAUUCUCAAAAUUGUAAAGAUAUUGAAACAAGCACAAAUUACGAAGGAAUUAGAUAGUCUCAACCAAAGUCCAAAUUUUAGUCAAAUUGACGCCGAUGCUAGUCCCCCAUCGAUCAGUUUUGGUGAGUACGUUGCGAAUUUAAUUGAGACUGAUAGCAAUACUUCAGGUUCAUCCUGCUCAGAAGACCAAACGCCAUCACUGGAAGAAUAUGUGAAAAAGUUGCAAAGCUGUUGCACAGUGAUAACGUUCUACACAUCAUCAUCAUCACAAGUUGAAUCAGAUUCGAUUAAGGGUAAGAAAUCUGGCCCAAUUUCGACAAAAAGACAAGCAACGGCUACUGAACGAGGAUGGUUCCGUUGGAGCGAAUACAUGACCAAGACAUUGCGUGUGGGUAGCAGCAGUAUUUCGAAAUCAAAUUCACGUGAACAAGGUAUGACAAUGAAGUCAAUGUCAGCCCGUAAACGCACUGUUCCUGGUUAAUAUCCCGACCGGACGACACUAGAUAUCUCCGUCCACAUGAGGUGCUGAAUCGUAAAUUAAUUAAGCUAAUUAUUUAUUUAGUAAUUCAACAAAUUUGUUCAUGAUACUUGUGAAAUGUGUUGAAAAGUGACGAGAUUUCCAUAUUACGUGUUAUUUUUAUGAUUAAAUGUUAAUAAACACUGUAAAAUUGAAA
This is a messenger RNA of Folsomia candida, 1273 nucleotides long. RefSeq lists its product as uncharacterized. Bases 184 to 1080 code for a protein of 298 amino acids. The transcript has 7 exons. NCBI's taxonomy places the organism in Eukaryota, Metazoa, Arthropoda, Collembola, Entomobryomorpha, Isotomidae. The record is from RefSeq and is a predicted model, not a curated record.